UGACUGGGUGGGGCGGUCGGGGAAGGGGCUUGAGCCAAGCGGAUUGACUGCAUUGAUUGGAUGGGCAUGUGAUAGAUAGAUAUCGCGGGCGCGGGCUCUGCCGUAUUUUAGCCCGAGUACUAAAUAUCAGGCCUUGAUCCGGACUGAGAAUAUUCAAAUGGAGCCAGUUCUUUCUUUCCUGGGAGCCUUUUAUGUUUAUUGGAGACGAGAGGUUUCGCCCCCUUUUUCACCUGAACGCUGCUUGAUAGGGCAGUGAUGGGUUAAUUAUUUAUUAUAUCAUCGGCUUUCCUUGUCAUGUCAGGCAGCGUUUGGGGUGGUGUUGGGGGAAUUUCCUGGGUGCGGGUUGCGUUUCUUAUAGCUCCCCCGUCGUCCCCCCUAGAAGUUAUUUUUGCAAUUAUGCCUGGGAUUUAUUCCAAGGAGAGCCAGUGAAUUGAAUUACUAGCCAAAGGGUGCCAGGUGGUGCUACAGAAGCCCUGGGAAGAGGCCUUCGGGAUGCAGCCAUGUUCUAAAAGGGAUUCCUUUCCAGCCCUGGGUUGAAGGUGCUUCAACAGCUCGGUGCAGCAGCCUUUGGGUUGCAUCAAAGUGAGCCAGCCAGCCUACAAAACAAAGCUGCAGGUGAAAGCUUGAAUGCCUUCAUCAUCAUGCAGGUUGCCAAGCUGCUGAUCUACCCAUACACUGAUUUGCUUGUUUAUGCAAGUGGUUCCUUCCCACAUAGCUGACAGUCUCCCUCCCAGCAGCUAUGGAAUGGGAUGAGACAAUUUUUGUGAAAGAGCACAAAUCACUUGUAAUGAGAGGAUGUAGAGUCUUCAGCUCCAGAGUAAGACUCCUGUCUUCGCAGUUCAGAGAUCCCUCUUGAUCAAGCAGUAUUUUGUGUGCUGCUUUAUGUUUGGUAUCUGGCUGGACCACUAACAGGAUGCGUCUGGUUCAAAAGUCCUUGUGUGUGCUGAUGGUGCUGAUGGCAUCCCUGGCUUUUCUCUAUCUUCACGUGUGGUCACCCAAGCCCUACAGUACAGUGGAGCUGCGACAUCGACCUGACCGAACACCUCAACAGCUGUUGAGUGACCAUCUGCUGGUGCCUGACAAGAAAUAUGCACACAUUUCUUUCCGAAUCAAGGAGGAGAUCCUGGAGCUCCUUCCUAAGAACUCCUGCAAGUGUGAGGUGGAACCCAGUAUGAAUUUCCCAUUCCAGAAACAGCUCUUUGGUGGUAUCUAUUCUCUGGAAUUUGCAAAUGCCUUCAACCCUUCUGAACUCCCAGAAAUCAAUAGCAGGCGAGAACAGGAGUAUCACAGUUACCGGCAAAGGUCCCAGUCUCCAACUGACCAGCUCCUCAUAGUCCGAGCCAAUUCACCACUAGAGUAUCCAGUCCAGGGGGUGAAGGUUCGGCCCCUCCAGACCAUCCUCAUCCCGGGUCUGAGCUUACAGGCAGCUGAAAGAGUACUGUACUGGAUCAGUCUGACAGCUACGAUGGGUACUUUUGAUGUGGCCGCAGAAGUGGAAGGGGUCAAGGUGGAAGGGUCAGGGAGCAUGCACUUCACUAUGUCAGGAUCCCAGCUGGACAACCUCAACCGGCAAAUGCACUUCGUUACCUACACCAACACGCUCUUCCAUCCUAACACAGCAGAUACAGUGCAGUUUUCUACCGAUGAGCACCAUGCAUCAUUCAUCAUUCGCAUCCGCCAUGCGCCCACCCCCAGGCUCUACAACCCAGGAUCCUCCAAGGGAGGGGCUGGUGGAAAAUACAACAUCAGUGCCCUGGUCACCAUAGCAACAAAGACCUUUUUGCGCUAUGACAAGCUGCAAGCACUGAUCAACAGCAUCCGCAAGUUUUACCCCACUGUGCCCAUCAUCAUUGCUGAUGACAGCCAGACCCCUGAACAUGUGCAGGGUCCCCAUAUUGAACAGUACUUCAUGCCCUUUGGCAAGGGCUGGUUUGCUGGCAGGAACCUUGCCAUUUCCCAGGUGACCACAAAAUAUGUUCUGUGGGUGGAUGAUGAUUUCAUCUUCACGCCUCGCACCAAAGUGGAGAAGCUGGUAGAUGUUCUUGAGAAAACUACCUUGGAUUUGGUGGGUGGAGCAGUGCGAGAGAUUACUAGCUACACCGCCACAUACCGGCAGCAAAUCAGUGUGCAAGCUGGCAGUGAGGAUGGUGAUUGUCUGAGAAUCCGCCAGGGCUACCAUCACAUCAUUGAGGGCUUUCCCGACUGUGUGGUUACUGAUGGCGUGAUCAAUUUCUUUCUGGCACGCACAGAGAAGGUUCUGCAGGUUGGCUUUGAUCCUCGCCUCAAACGUGUUGCCCACCUCGAAUUCUUCAUUGAUGGCCUGGGUAUUCUGCAUGUGGGAUCCUGCUCCGAUGUGGUGGUGGACCAUGCCUCAAAGAUCAAGCUGCCAUGGCUAAAGACAGAGAGUGAGAAGCAAUAUGGCAAAUUCCGCUAUCCCAACUCAAGUGACAACAGCUUGACCACCAAGCAAAUCUUCUUCUACUUCAAGAACCGUUUCAAAUGUAUGACCGGCAACUAGUUGUAGUCGCUAAGGUGUUUCAUCUCCCCCUGACAACCAGCUAUGUUGUCAGACAAUUGGGCCUACCAAUCUCAGGCAGCCUGUUCUGGUAAGUGGCCGCAGCCCCGGGCAAAUGGUCUUGCCUGUCAACUAGCCAAACCUCCAGAACUCAGGGAGGCCUCAGCACCCUCAGGCCUGAAGAGCAAUUUGGGAAAUGAGCAGCCACUCCCACUUUUUUAAAAAAUGUCUUUUCUAACAUGAUGGAGAGACUGUGCUAUUGCUUGCUUCUGAGCCUUGCUGAUUUGAAGGUGUGGCCUGUUCUUGUAUUUAUUUUACCCUGUUAUGCAUCUGAACUGAAGAAUCUUGGAUGGGGAGUGAUACCUGGGGAACCCUGGGAGUUAACUUUUUUCUUUCGUAGUUGGAAGCAACCUUCCUCAAUUAUUUGUGGGCUUCCUGCUCCCGUUUCACACCGCGCGCACACACAAUACUUUCUCCAGUGCCACAACUCUUUGUGCCAAGUCUUUAAAUCUUUCCCCACUCCAUGUACGCCCUUAAGCUGGUGCCAACCUGGAAGAUUUUGAAGUGCCAAAGACUAUAGUGAUUGAAAGCAACCACCAGGGGAAAGCCUUGAGGUAGGCAUUGCAGCAAAGCAACAGUAAAGAAGGACAGCAGGGAGCCACCAAGCAGCAUACUCCCAGCUCAAGGCAUGUGUGUCUAGGUUUGCCGAUUCCGGCAGAAGAAGUGGCCUGUUUGCUCAUGGAACACAGAGGGGAGUGGGGGGGGGGAAGGCAGGUGUAUUUUCUAAUGUGGCAGAAUUUUUAUAUUCUGAAGUAGGAAGACUUGUGUACAACAAACUGCAAUGUUUUUAUUUCAAACUCCAUUUGCUUUCCCCAUAUUCCCAAGCCUUUUCUCCUUUUGCCUCCUUGGUCCGAAUCCUGCAACUUUCUGCAUUCCUGCUUUUCCUACAGCUGUUGUUUGUUUUGGGUGGAAGAUGGGAAAUAGUUUUUCCUACACAUUUUCUUCUGAUGCAUGGGCUUGGUCCCUCUCGUAGGUAAGAGCAGAGGCAACACCCAGUCAGGCCACCCUGUUAUCCUUAUCCCGCCUCUCACCAUAACCUGUGCACUCCCUCCUGGCAGUCUACCUGGAAACUAUUCUCCUGCAAUUGACCUUAGAGGUGGGAGUAUUAGGGACAGAGAGGCAACCACACCACUAGCCAAUCAGGUCUAGACACUGAAGCAAAUAUGAAUUGGGAAUAGAUGUAGAAGUUGCAAAAGUCAAUGUGGCUCAGGCAGUAUUGACUGCAAUGCUCUUUAACUGGGGAACAACAUGUACCAGAAUUUCAAGUAUAUUUGCUGUACUAUGAUAGCCACCUCUCCUAUCUCAAUACGUGGAUCUUUUAGUUCUUCUGUGGGCAUGUCAAUUGAUCCAGUGAAAAGUCUUCUUCCUCAGAAGGGUGAGCACAAUAUUUUCCUGAGAGCAUUCUUGUGCUUUUCAACUACAUCCAUCAGAUAAGCAGGAACCUUGGCAGGUAAAAUACCUUGUUUUGCUACAGACAGAACUCUCUGCCUUAUGAUCUCCGCCAUGCCCCCUCCCUGACAGGCUUCCGCCGAGAACUGAAAACAUGGUUUUUUAGGCAGGCAUUCGAGACCUCUGUCUAAUUUAGUUUAAAUUUUUGUAUGAUGGGGGUAGGUUUGGAUUUAGUAUACUUAUUGUUGUUCGUAUUAUAUGUUAUAUUUUACUCUAUGUUAUAUUUUAGUCUAUGUACGCCGCCUAGAGUGGCCGUUAAUUCGGCCAGAUGGGCGGCCUAGAAAUAAAAUUUUAUUAUUAUUAUUAUAAA
Molecule: messenger RNA, 4334 nt
Organism: Rhineura floridana
Lineage: Eukaryota; Metazoa; Chordata; Lepidosauria; Squamata; Rhineuridae
Gene: B4GALNT1
Product: beta-1,4-N-acetyl-galactosaminyltransferase 1
Exons: 13
Coding region: 914-2518 (534 amino acids)
Biological process (GO): ganglioside biosynthetic process
Cellular component (GO): Golgi membrane
Molecular function (GO): hexosyltransferase activity
Source: RefSeq, a predicted model, not a curated record